Messenger RNA from Esox lucius (northern pike), 5695 nucleotides. It is a transcript of the gene col1a1a, whose product is annotated as collagen, type I, alpha 1a. Gene Ontology annotation, molecular function: extracellular matrix structural constituent; protein binding. Lineage: Eukaryota; Metazoa; Chordata; Actinopteri; Esociformes; Esocidae. The record is from RefSeq and is a predicted model, not a curated record.
GGGCAAAAAGUUUAUGUAGGCAGUAGGGAGUUUUCUGCGGGGUCUGGAUUGGAAAUACAGAAGACCGGACCCUACUUGUAUGAUUGGAGUCUAAAGGAAAAAACAACUUCCCCCUCGCCUCAAAGAGUCUACAUGUCUAAUAUUUAGACAUGUUCAGCUUUGUGGAUAUUCGGUUAGCGCUGUUGCUCAGCGCAACAGUGCUUUUGGCAAGAGGACAAGGCGAGGACGAUCGCACCGCCAGCAGCUGUACUUUGGAUGGUCAAUUCUACAACGACAGAGACGUCUGGAAACCCGAGCCAUGCCAGAUCUGUGUGUGCGAUAGCGGCACCGUUAUGUGCGAUGAAGUCAUCUGCGAGGAUACAUCCGACUGCCCCAAUCCAGUGAUUCCCCACGACGAAUGCUGCCCCAUCUGCCCCGACGACGGCUUCCAGGAGCAGCAGAAGGUUGAGGGACCUCCAGGUGACCGUGGGGCCAAGGGAGACCAAGGACCCCCUGGCCUUCCCGGAAACGAUGGUAUCCCCGGCCAGCCUGGUCUUCCUGGACCUCCAGGCCCCCCUGGACCCCCUGGCCUCGGCGGAAACUUCUCCCCUCAGAUGUCCGGUGGCUUCGAUGAGAAGAGCAGCCCAGCCAUGGCCAUUCCCGGCCCCAUGGGCCCAAUGGGUCCUCGUGGUCCCCCAGGACCUCCUGGCACAAGUGGACCUCAGGGUUUCACUGGCCCCCCUGGUGAGCCUGGUGAGGCUGGUGCUGCUGGUCCCAUGGGUCCUCGUGGUCCUGCUGGUCCUCCUGGCAAGAACGGCGAGGAUGGUGAGUCUGGCAAGCCUGGUCGCCCAGGUGAGCGUGGACCCUCCGGCCCACAGGGAGCUCGUGGAUUCCCAGGAACCCCCGGCCUUCCCGGCAUCAAGGGACACAGAGGGUUCAGCGGUCUUGAUGGAGCUAAGGGAGAGACUGGGCCUGCUGGGCCCAAGGGAGAGAAUGGGGCCGCCGGUGAGAACGGUACUCCUGGAGCAAUGGGACCCCGUGGUCUGCCCGGUGAGAGAGGUCGCGCUGGUCCCAAUGGAGCUGCUGGUGCUCGUGGUAACGAUGGUGCUGCUGGAGCUGCAGGCCCUCCCGGUCCCACUGGCCCCGCCGGUCCCCCCGGUUUCCCAGGCGGUCCCGGAGCCAAGGGAGAGGUUGGUGCCCAGGGAGCUCGUGGCGCUGAGGGACCCCAGGGAGCACGUGGAGAGGCUGGCAACCCCGGACCCGCUGGCCCUGCCGGCCCUGCUGGAAACAACGGUGCUGAUGGAAACGCUGGAGCCAAGGGUGCCCCCGGUGCUGCUGGUAUUGCUGGUGCUCCUGGCUUCCCCGGACCCCGUGGACCCCCAGGACCCCAGGGUGCUGGAGGUGUUCCCGGCCCCAAGGGAAACACUGGUGAGGCUGGUGCUAAUGGUGCUAAAGGAGAGGCUGGUGCUAAGGGAGAGGCUGGCCCCGCUGGAGUCCAGGGACCCCCCGGCCCCGCUGGUGAGGAAGGCAAGAGAGGAGCCCGUGGUGAGCCUGGAAGUGCCGGCGCACGUGGACCCCCCGGCGAGCGCUGGUGCCCAGGUGGCCGUGGUUUCCCUGGUGCUGAUGGAUCUGCUGGCCCCAAGGGUGCCCCUGGUGAGCGCGGUGGUGUCGGCGUAGCUGGAGCCAAGGGUAACACUGGUGAGCCUGGUCGCAACGGCGAGCCCGGUAUGCCUGGUUCCAAGGGUAUGACUGGUAGCCCUGGCAGCCCUGGUCCCGAUGGAAAGACUGGCCCCGCUGGUGCCGCUGGUCAAGAUGGUCGCCCCGGACCCCCAGGCCCCGUUGGAGCCAGAGGCCAGCCCGGAGUCAUGGGAUUCCCCGGACCCAAGGGAGCCGCUGGUGAGGCUGGCAAGCCUGGUGAGAGAGGAGUCAUGGGACCCGUUGGCGCUGGUGGUGCUCCCGGCAAGGACGGUGAUGUCGGUGCUCCUGGUGCCCCUGGACCUUCCGGACCUGCUGGAGAGAGAGGCGAGCAGGGACCCGCUGGACCCCCCGGAUUCCAGGGUCUUCCCGGACCACAAGGAGCUGUUGGCGAGACUGGCAAGCCCGGAGAGCAGGGCCUGCCCGGUGAAGCUGGAGCCCCUGGUGCUGCCGGUUCCAGAGGUGACAGAGGUUUCCCCGGUGAGCGUGGUGCCCCCGGACCAUCUGGACCCGCUGGAGCCCGUGGAUCUCCCGGCUCUGCUGGUAACGACGGUGCUAAGGGAGAGCCCGGUGCCUCUGGCGCCCCCGGUGGCCAGGGACCCCCAGGCCUGCAGGGAAUGCCCGGUGAGCGCGGUGCCGCUGGCCUGCCUGGUCUGAAGGGAGACAGAGGUGACCAAGGAGCUAAGGGAACUGAUGGUGCCCCUGGUAAGGAUGGUAUCCGCGGUUUGACUGGCCCCAUCGGACCUCCCGGCCCAUCUGGGUCUCCUGGUGACAAGGGAGAGACUGGCGCUCCUGGAGCUGUUGGUCCCACUGGUGCCCGUGGUGCCCCUGGUGAGCGUGGUGAGUCUGGCCCUGGACCCGCUGGAUUUGCUGGACCUCCUGGUGGUGAUGGCCAGCCUGGUGCUAAGGGAGAGCCUGGUGACAAUGGUGCUAAGGGUGAUGCUGGUCCCCAAGGACCCGCUGGGCCCACGAGCCCCGGACCUCAGGGUCCCGCUGGAAACACCGGACCUAAGGGAGCCCGUGGCUCUGCUGGUCCCCCUGGUGCUACUGGUUUCCCUGGUGCUGCUGGCAGAGUUGGACCUCCCGGCCCAUCUGGCAACAGUGGACCCCCUGGACCCGCAGGACCUUCAGGAAAGGAAGGACAGAAGGGUAACCGUGGUGAGACUGGCCCCGCCGGUCGUCCUGGUGAGCUCGGAGCUGCUGGACCCCCUGGUCCCCAGGGAGAGAAGGGACAGCCCGGCAGUGAUGGCCCCAAUGGAGCCCCUGGUACUCCUGGACCUCAGGGUAUUGCUGGACAGCGUGGUAUUGUCGGUCUGCCCGGACAGAGAGGCGAGCGUGGUUUCCCCGGCCUGGCUGGACAAUUGGGAGAGCCUGGCAAGCAGGGACCCAGUGGUCCCGCUGGUGAGCGUGGACCCCCCGGACCCAUGGGACCCCCUGGACUGGCUGGAGCACCUGGCGAGCCUGGCCGCGAGGGUACUCCUGGUAAUGAGGGAUCUGCUGGUCGCGACGGUGCUGCUGGAGCCAAGGGAGACCGUGGUGAAACCGGCGUUGCUGGUGCUCCUGGUGCCCCCGGACCCCCUGGUGCCCCAGGACCUGUUGGACCUGCCGGAAAGAGCGGUGAACGUGGAGAGACUGGUCCUUCUGGCCCCGCUGGCGUUGCUGGCCCUGCUGGUCCCCGUGGCCCUGCUGGACCCGCUGGUGCUCGUGGAGACAAGGGAGAGACCGGCGAGGCUGGAGAGAGAGGCAUGAAGGGACACAGAGGGUUCACCGGCAUGCAGGGACCCCCUGGCCCCGCUGGACCAUCUGGAGAGCAAGGACCCGCUGGAGCAUCUGGCCCUGCUGGACCUAGAGGACCUUCUGGAUCCGCUGGUGCCGCCGGUAAGGAUGGUAUGAGCGGUCUGCCCGGCCCCAUUGGACCCCCUGGACCACGUGGUCGCUCUGGAGAGAUGGGACCUGCUGGACCACCCGGACCUCCCGGUCCCCCUGGCCCCCCUGGACCUCCCGGUGGCGGAUUCGACAUGGGCUUCAUUGCUCAGCCAGCUCAGGAGAAGGCCCCCGAUCCCUUCCGCCACUACCGUGCCGACGAUGCCAACGUGAUGCGCGACCGCGACCUGGAGGUGGACACCACCCUCAAGAGCCUGAGCCAGCAGAUCGAGAACAUCCGCUCUCCCGAGGGCACCAGGAAGAACCCCGCUCGCACCUGCAGAGACCUGAAGAUGUGCCACCCCGACUGGAAGAGCGGUACAUACUGGAUCGACCCCGACCAGGGCUGCACUCUGGAUGCCAUCAAGGUUUACUGCAACAUGGAGACUGGCGAGACCUGCGUCUACCCCACCCAGUCAGAUAUCCCCAAGAAGAGCUGGUACACUAGCAAGAACAUCAAGGAGAAGAAGCAUGUCUGGUUCGGCGAGGCAAUGACCGAUGGCUUCCAGUUUGAGUAUGGCAGUGAGGGCUCCAAUGCUCAGGAUGUGAACAUCCAGAUGACUUUCCUGCGCCUGAUGUCCACUGAGGCCAGCCAGAACAUCACAUACCACUGCAAGAACAGCAUUGCCUACAUGGACCAACAGUCCGGCAACCUCAAGAAGGCCCUCCUGCUCCAGGGCUCCAACGAGAUCGAGAUCAGAGCCGAGGGCAACAGCCGCUUCACAUACAGCGUCACCGAGGAUGGCUGCACGUCGCACACUGGCGCAUGGGGCAAGACAGUCAUCGACUACAAGACAACGAAAACAUCCCGUCUGCCUAUUAUUGACAUCGCUCCUAUGGACGUUGGUGCACCCAAUCAGGAAUUUGGCAUUGAAGUUGGCCCAGUCUGCUUCUUGUAAAAAAGAAAUCUGGACUUGAAAUUGUUUGUGUGUGUAUGUGUGUUUUUUUCUAGCAGUCAUCUCUCAACCCUUUUCUUUGCAUUUAAAAAACCCUAGAGUUCCAUUUGGCCGUUCAAAUGGUCCACUUGCUUAAAGCCGCACAUCUGAAGACAGUGGUUGUGUGUUGUCAAGCUUUUUUUGGGACCACUAUUACCACCACCAUCAACACCAAGGAUGCUUUAGAAGACUCAUUUGUUUCCCUGGCAACAAGAAAAUAAUAUAUACUUGUAAAGUGUAAAAUCCCCCCUGGAGUUUGAAAGAAAAAAACAUCCCAGAUACACGUGACUUUUUUACCACUGCGGAAGGACAAUAAAAAAGAAAAUCAAAUGCUUUGUACCAAUUUCAGGUGAUGUCAAAUAAAUCAUAAAAAUGACAGUAAAGUGUCUUGUUGUUGUACCCACCUGGAGAAGCAAUUGUUGUUCCUUCUGAGGUCACACGAAGCAGCAUUAGAAGCAUGGGUUCAACUUCUUUUUUUAAUCUCAUGGCUACCUCAAAAAGGAAAUCCACGUUACCCAGUGUUAGUGAACCCCAGGUCAGAUUUUACACGGCAGAAGUAUGGUCGAAAGUAACAGCUGCAAAUGGUGCUAUUCUUCAUGAGGUCCUGUCAGUAAGGGGCGAUGCAAAUUGUGCUAUUGUGUUGUCAUUCUUGCUUGCGGGACCUUAGGUGCUAAAUUAGCAGAUCGUCUUGAUGUCAGUCGUAACAGAUGUGUUUUAAGUUUUGGUUGAGCUCUCCUAGCAACAGAGCUUUAGCUACAGAUGUACUGUAGUUAGGAUGCACGCGGUCCUGUCGAGUGUAGCAUUAGCAGGUGGAUUUGUUGAGUCUUUUUUUUUAAACAUCUUUUGACACUUUUUGGUUGUUGUUUGUUUCGUUUUGAAAUCCCCCCUUUUGUUGUCAGAUUGCUUCUAGCAGUACCCCCUUUCUCUCUCCCCCCCAAUUGUUUUAGUUUUUUUUUUUCUUGUUAUUUUAUGCGAAGGGUUUUUUGAAAGAAAAUAAAUAACACCGAAAAAUAUUGAAAUAUCGUCAAAUUAUGAGAGAAGCAGACACACCGCUGGGGGAUUAAAACAAGAGGAUCUGUACCUAUUUUGUAUAUGUAUAAUAAUUUGAGAUGUUUUUAAUUAUUUUGGAUGCUGAAAUAAAGCAUGUUAAGUGGUCUACCUUA